Lactuca saligna is the source of this 714-nucleotide messenger RNA. NCBI's taxonomy places the organism in Eukaryota, Viridiplantae, Streptophyta, Magnoliopsida, Asterales, Asteraceae. The record is from the annotation of a GenBank genome assembly.
AUGCGGUUGUCCCGGGCUGAGCCGCCAUUGAGAAAAGAGGUGGUGGAGUAUAUGCUGGAUGUGGGGUCCCACAUGUGGAGCAUGAGAAGAAGUAAAGCUAAUUUCUUCAGAAUCAUGGGUGUUUUAAGUGGUUUGAUUGCAGUUGGAAAAUGGUUUGACCAGAUUUGUAACUGGAAGAAUCCGAUCACAACCGUCUUGAUUCACAUCCUUUUCUUGAUUUUGGUUUUAUACCCUGAGCUUAUUCUCCCUACUAUUUUCCUCUAUCUUUUUCUGAUUGGAGUUUGGUACUAUAGAUGGAGACCAAAGAACCCACCCCACAUGGACACCCGUCUUUCUUGUGCUGACAAUGCACACCCUGAUGAACUUGAUGAAGAAUUCGACACCUUUCCAACUUCUCGCCCUGCUGACAUCAUCAGAAUGAGAUAUGACCGAUUAAGGAGUAUUUCUGGAAGGAUUCAGACGGUUGUUGGUGACUUGGCAACACAAGGAGAGAGGCUUCAGUCUUUGCUGAGCUGGCGAGAUCCCAGAGCAACUGCUUUGUUUGUGAUUUUCUGUUUGAUUGCUGCUAUUGUUCUUUAUGUCACACCUUUCCAAGUUGUGGCACUUCUGACUGGAUUCUAUGUGUUGAGACACCCGAGGUUUCGCCAGAAGCUUCCUUCUGUCCCUCUCAACUUCUUUAGAAGAUUGCCAGCCAGAACUGACUGCAUGCUAUGA